UUUGCGCGAAGUUGGGCAGCGCCCGUCCCGCCCGCCCGCUGCGCGCCGGGGCCGCGGGGGGCGGCGGCAGCCCACGGGGAUGCGCCCGGCCGGCGGCCGCGGGGUCCCCACGGCGCCCCGCGCGCUGCUGGCGCUGCUGGCGCUGCUGGGGCCGCUGCUGGGCGCGCUGGGGGCGCCGGCGGAGCUGCGGGUGCGCGUGCGGCUGCCCGACGGCCAGGUGGCGGAGGAGAGCCUGCAGGCGGACGGCGAGCGCGACAGCAUCAGCCUGGAGCUGCGCAAGCCCGACGGCACCCUCAUCUCCUUCACUGCCGACUUCAAGAAGUACGUGAAGAUCUUCCGGGCCCUGAUCCUGGGGGAGCUGGAGAAGGGUCAGAGCCAGUUCCAGGCCCUCUGCUUUGUGACCAGGCUGCACCACAGUGAGAUCAUCCCCAGCCAGGCCAUGGCCAAGCUUCGGCAGAAAAACCCGCGCACCGUGCGGCAGGCGGAGGAGGUGCGGGGCCUGGAGCACCUGCACAUGGACGCGGCCGUCAACUUCAGCCUGGGGGCCCUGCUGAGCCCCCACCUCCGCAACGUGUGCGCCGAGGCCGCGGACGCCGUGUACACCCGGCAGCAGGACGUCAGGUUCUGGCUGGAGCAAGGGGUGGACAGCUCCCUGUUCAGGACUCUGCCCAAGGACACAGAGCCGCCGCUGCCCCGCUGCGGGCAGGGCGGGGACCGAGCGGCGCCCUGUGUCUGCCACUACAGCCUGAGCCUGGCCUGGUACCCCUGCAUGCUCAAGUACUGCUACAGCCGGGACCGGCCGGCCCCCUACAAGUGCGGCAUCCGCAGCUGCCAGAAGGGCUACAGCUUCGACUUCUCCGUGCCUCAGCAGCAGCUGUGUCUCUGGGCCGAGGACCCCUAGGCGGCGGGGUGGGGGAGCCCACUGCCCCCACCGAGCCUUUGCUCCCCUCCGCUCCCCUCCCCCUCCCGGAGCCUCUGCGCUCCGACUGAAGGGGCUGCACUGCGGGGGGCGCGUGAGGGCAGCUCCCACUGUCUUCCUUCCGGACACGAGGAGAAGGGCUUCUCCCCCUGCACCCUCCCCCCUUCACCAGCCCCCUAGUUCACGCAACCGAAAUGUCAUGGCCUGUGAGUCCAUUUAACUCUCUGAAGGUGUAGACCCUAAACAGUGUCUUUGCCUGUUACACCCACCUCCUCACACAGAACCCCCAGCCACCUGGAAGGGGCGAGGGCUCAUUGCCGCGGGGGUGCUGCUGGGCCUGAUGCUGGAGCCCAGACACAGCGAGGCCUUGGGUCUGGGGCCUCGCAGCCCA
This is a messenger RNA of Molossus molossus (Pallas's mastiff bat), 1310 nucleotides long. RefSeq names its product out at first homolog (gene OAF). Bases 80 to 901 code for a protein of 273 amino acids. The transcript has 4 exons. The record is from RefSeq and is a predicted model, not a curated record. Lineage: Eukaryota; Metazoa; Chordata; Mammalia; Chiroptera; Molossidae.